AGUCGAGUUUUCGGUCAAAUCAGCCUCGGCCGGCGUGGAAAAGUAAAAUGGCGGAAGGUAGGUAGCGUCGCGAAGGUGGCUACGCCCUAAUGUAUUCAAGAUGACAGAAAAUGAUAUGGUAUAUGGGACAAACUUGUCGCUAGAGUCUAUAAAAGUAAUAGCAGAAAGUAUAGGUAUUGGAAACUUGCCAGAUGAAGCUGCGAAGGAGCUUGCGGAUGAUGUGUCUUACAGACUCAAGCAGAUCGUUCAGGAUUCUGCUAAGUUUAUGCAUCACGCGAAACGACAAAAGUUACUUGGCACAGACAUAGACGAUGCAUUGAAAAUUAAGAAUGUAGAGCCUCUUUAUGGAGUUUACGCUAUGGAUCACAUUCCAUUUCGCUUUGCUUCUGGUGGCGGCCGUGAGUUACACUUCAUAGAAGAUAAGGAAGUGGAUUUACAGGAAGUUAUUAACAUGCCAUUUCCUAAACUACCUUUGGAAGUGACUCUAAGAGCUCACUGGCUUUCAAUAGAGGGUGUGCAACCCACUAUCCCUGAAAAUCCCCCUCCUGUUUCAAAAGAAGUUCAGAAACUUGAAAGUAUAGAUCCUGUUGCCAAAUUACGGAAAUCUUCAAAGGAGAAGGAUUCUUCUGGUAAACCAACUACUGGUCGUGUCCACAAGCUGCGCAAUGUAGAAACUGUACAUGUAAAGCAGCUUGCAACCCAUGAAUUAUCAGUUGAACAACAACUUUACUAUAAGGAAAUCACAGAAGCAUGUGUUGGGUCAGAUGAGACAAAACGUGCUGAAGCUCUGCAGAGUUUGGCAUCUGAUCCUGGCCUGCAUGAGAUGCUACCUCGAAUGUGUACUUUUAUCUCGGAAGGUGUAAAAGUAAAUGUAGUGCAGAAUAAUUUAGCCCUUUUGAUUUACCUUAUGCGAAUGGUGAAAGCACUGCUGGACAAUCAGUCAUUGUACCUGGAAAAAUAUCUUCAUGAAUUAAUUCCUUCAGUAGCAACUUGCAUUGUGAGCAAGCAACUGUGCAUGCGUCCUGAGCUGGAUAAUCAUUGGGCAUUGAGAGAUUUUGCAUCUCGCCUAAUGGCACAGAUAUGCAAAAACUUUAAUACCUCUACUAAUAAUGUCCAAACUCGAGUGACUCGGAUGUUUAGUCAAGCAUUACGAAAUGAUCGCACACCUCUCUCUUCCCUGUAUGGUGCCAUAGAAGGGUUGUCAGAACUGGGAUCUGAAGUAAUAAAGGGCUUCAUUCUAUGCAAAGUGGCAGAAAUAGGUCAGCGAAUAGAAAAUGCUUUAGAGGGUCCAGUUCUAAGCAAUGUAGAGAAGAUAGCAGCUGGUCACAUAAAGCAUUUGCUUGUGAAAGUUCUUGUUCCUGUUCUGAAGACAAUUCGUUCUCCUCCGGAUUUUGUAGAAGAAUACAAGAAUGAGUAUGGGUACAUGGGGCCAGCUCUUCAUACAGCAGUAGUGAAGGCUCGUUCCCAACCUUCUGCCAACUCCACUUCAGGUGCCUCUGGUUCAUCUGGGGGGUCUACGAGUGGUGGUGGAGGUAGUGGAGGCUCUGCAGUUGUGGGUGGUAAUGCACCAGGUGUUUCAUCUGGAAUGGCAGCUUCACGGACAGUAGUGAAUCAACCUGCUCUUGUACAAACUGGUGCUUCCCAAGGUGGCCGUACAUUUGUCAUGAGCAAUUCUGGCCCUAGCAGAACUAUGGUGGCUCCAAGCAAUGCCUCCAAGUAUACUAUACAACCACCAGCAUCCCCAGCCCCGCCUAGUGGAGCUACUGUGGUGAAGUUCGUGACAUCAGCACAGUCCAUUGUGACACAGAAGGCCACACCAUCUCCAGGUCUGAACAUGAAGUCAGUGUUUGUCGCCCAAUCAUCGCAAGGAAUCAAAAUUGAAUCAAACAUCAAUUCUGAUGAAAUGCUGGGUCCAUGAGCAAGAACUCCGAAUGUUGCAUUUUAACUAUCGCCAAUAUUUGGCACUUGUCAGCUUCACAGUGAAAUAUCAUUCAUCACCAUCAAAAACAUUUUCCAUACAAUAAAAAAUUAUAUUAAAACAGAAUUUAUGUUUAAUGAUUAUUUUCUCCCAUGAAUUUUUGUUUUAUCAGACACGAUACAAGAUAGCUGGAAAAUUACUGCAUAAUUUUAAUCUAUUGCCUGCCCUUCAAAUGUUUUUCUCAUUUUAUUUGUAUCAAACAAUUUGAUUAGAUGAGUUAUUGAAAACAUUGAGUUGUUGGUGGUGGGGAUUAAAUAUCAGUUCACUGAAAGGAUUAUUAAUUAGUCAAGUAUUUCAUGAAAAAAGAAAAUAAUAUCUUUCACAUGAAUUCACAACAUUUGCUGUACCCUCUGUUAAAGAAUAUGAACAACUGUAUGAAACUAUAUGGUUUAAAAGGAUAAGUGAAUAUUAGUAAAUGCUUUAGAAUCUACAAAUUACAUAUUUUUUUAUGCAUUAGAUGGCAUUUGUGAAAUACAAUUCUCAUAUUGGGAGA
This is a messenger RNA of Gryllus bimaculatus (two-spotted cricket), 2471 nucleotides long. Lineage: Eukaryota; Metazoa; Arthropoda; Insecta; Orthoptera; Gryllidae. The record is from the annotation of a GenBank genome assembly.